Messenger RNA from Hippocampus comes (tiger tail seahorse), 1804 nucleotides. RefSeq names its product carbonic anhydrase VII (gene ca7). The record is from RefSeq and is a predicted model, not a curated record. The transcript is spliced from 7 exons. Gene Ontology annotation, biological process: regulation of intracellular pH. Bases 120 to 908 code for a protein of 262 amino acids. NCBI's taxonomy places the organism in Eukaryota, Metazoa, Chordata, Actinopteri, Syngnathiformes, Syngnathidae. Gene Ontology annotation, cellular component: cytoplasm. Gene Ontology annotation, molecular function: zinc ion binding; carbonate dehydratase activity.
CCCCCCCCAACCCCCUCCUGCCUGUUACAAGUCUUUAUCAUAAGCUACUGCGACUCAUCCUACUCCAGGUUGUGUGGACCCGAUCCCAAGAUUCAAAUCUCACAUCCUGAAAGCACAAGAUGCCGAUCAAUAGCUGGGGAUACGGUAAAGAAAACGGUCCAUCGGUAUGGCACAAAGAUUUCCCCGUUGCCCAGGGAAACAGGCAGUCUCCCAUCGAAAUCAUACCGAAGCAGGCUUCAUAUGAUCCCAGCCUGCAAGCCAUCCUCCUCAACUAUGAUCACUGCUCCUCCAUUAACAUCUCCAACAACGGGCAUUCUGUUGUGGUCGACUUUGAUGACUCCGAUGACCGUUCGGUGAUCCAGGGAGGCCCUCUCGACAACCCAUAUAGACUGAAACAGUUUCACUUCCAUUGGGGCGGAAAGGGCUGCCAUGGCUCUGAGCACACUGUUGCAGGCCGCAGCUACGCUUCGGAGCUUCAUUUGGUUCACUGGAAUGCAGUCAAGUACCAGACAUUUGGGGAGGCAGCAGCAGCCCCCGAUGGACUUACUGUCCUUGCUAUCUUUUUAGAAACUGGUGAUGAACACAGAUGGCUCCACAGGAUAACAGACACACUGUACAUGGUCAAGUUUAAAGGGAGUGCCACGGAUUUCAAAAGUUUCAACCCCAAGUGCCUCCUACCAAGCACCCUCCAGUACUGGACCUACCUUGGAUCACUAACCACACCCCCACUACAUGAAAGUGUCAUCUGGAUCGUCUUGAAGGAGCCGAUCACGGUCUCAGAAAGGCAGCUUGGAAAAUUCCGAAUGCUUCUGGCCACUGGAGAGGAGGAAGACCAGAGGAUGCACAUGGAAAACAACUACAGGACUCCUCAACCUCUGAAAGACCGGGAAGUGCGUUCAUCCAAUUAAUGGAACGUCAAAUCUUUGCGACGUAGCAAACAUUUGGAGAUGACACAGUGAAUGCAAUAACACGAGCAGAUUUUUUUUUUUUCCUGUAACUCAGGGAAACUUGUCAUAGCAAUUGCUUGAGUUGUUCUACUGGUCAGCUUUAAUGCCAAAAGAAACACUUCUUGUCGUGACUUUUAGGGACUUAUUGCACAACAGAAUUACUUGAAGUACUUGACCGGAAGAAUCAAAAGGUAGGAUUUAGACUCCAUUCAUACAGCUACUGUCGAGCAAAAGGGAAGUCCAGAAAGCUACCGGUUCUUUUUAGGUGGUAAAGUGGCUCCUUCCUGGUGUCAAAUGAUGCUUUGUUGAUCCAGCGUGUCGCUGCUGCAUAUCCAGUCUCUGUGGUCAUAGAUAAUUUCCAUUGCAAUCCCAACUGCAGCUGGAUCUGGAUUUGUGCUGUUUAUCUCAAGUGCUCUGUUUGGCUCUGACUGUCUAGUCUCUGGGCCUACAACCGUUCACCAGGAUCUACAAUAAUGUCAUGUGUGCGUGGUUUUGGAUCCUUUACCACUCUAAAAUGACUUGCUGCAUGUUUUCAUUAUACCUUGCAUGAGUGGUUUUGCUUUGAAUUUGCAUGGCAAUUUGCAUACUCCAUCCGCAAAGCAUGUUAUGUAUGUAUGUCAUGCCUUGCAGUCAUUCUGACUUCUAGCAUGUUGAGCAGUGGCAAUUUUAUCGACGGUAAUAGUCUUUACAUAGAUGGGCAAAUGCUUACCGUUGGCUGCAAUUGAAUAGUUUAUAAAUAUAUUAAAGCACAUGAGAACAACGGACCUCAUAAUUUAUUUCAUGAGUGGUCUGAAAUCCUAUGUAAUAUGUCAUGUUUGUUGAAAUAAAAUGUUACCCCCCCCCCUAUCAAACACUGA